Messenger RNA from Prunus armeniaca (apricot), 324 nucleotides. The record is from the annotation of a GenBank genome assembly. NCBI's taxonomy places the organism in Eukaryota, Viridiplantae, Streptophyta, Magnoliopsida, Rosales, Rosaceae.
AUGAUCAGCCAAAGAGGAAUCGACAUGGAGUCGUCGAAGACGCAGAAGGACAUUCAAAGCCUUACCGGACGUGUCGCUGCCCUGACGCGCUUCAUCUCCAAGGCUACCGAUAAGUGCGUACCGUUCUUCAAAGCCUUGAAAGGGGGCAAACAUCAUAUCGCAUGGACUCCCGAAUGCGACCAGGCAUUUCAAGACUUGAAGAACUACAUGAGCAGGGCACCAUUGUUGUCAAAAUCACUUCCCGGGGAAGUUCUCCUCCUCUACCUUUCGGUAUCAAGCACUGUCGUUAGCUCGGUAUUGAUAUGGAAGCCGGAGAAGGCAUAG